GCCACUGCGAUAUUUCACCUUCGAUAUGUAAACAUACUGCCAUCUCUACCCAGCACCAAAAAACCGAAAGAAGAAGUGCAACGCGCAGCGUCUAAUUAAAACCAAAUUGAUCGAUUUGGCCGCGGCCGAAACUGGACAUUCGCAAUUUGGGCGGUCAGCCGCCCCCGUCCCGUACCGCCCCGCCCCCCCGCCGCGCGUUUCCCGCUGCCAUCGAACAGUGUCCGUCGGUGUGACGCACGUCGGUGUGUGUGUGUGUGUGCGGGCCUUGUUAUUGUUGUUGUAGCUCUUGCUACGUUCGCCGUUCGCAGAGUGCGCUGGUGUGCGUGUGUGUGAGUGUGUGCAGAGAGGUAUCGUUGGAAUUAACAAAAAAAAAAAAAAAUCAGAAAAAAAAAAAAAAAAACAAGAUUGGAAAAAACCUAAAAGCCAAGAGAAACAAAGCUACUCUUUAGCCAUCCAUCCCCUUUUGGCCAGUUUGUGUGGUGUGCCACAAAGUGUUCACCCAACUGUUGCAUGCCGUGGAAUCCCACUGGCCCACUCCACUGUUUACCCACCAACACAUCCUGGUCAUCCUUGUGUGCUCCCUGCAAAGCGGCAUUUUCCAGGGAUUGAUAGCAGUUCCUGUCCCUCCCCCUGCCCCUGCUCCUGCCCCACCCCUCUGGAAACACAAGCACCUGGGAACGCCCGGGUGCUCGACUGCGUCCGCAUGUGGCGUUGGCGGCACUCCAGCACAAGAAGCCAGCGCCAAGUGCCAAGUGCCCAUCCGCAUUUGAAUCCCAUUCAGUGGCAGCGGUUUCACAGCACCAGCAGCAGCGGUAGUUAGCCAGAAAGCAAGCCACGCUCGUGACCUCAUCGCCGGAACAACAAUAACAACAAUACCAAGAACAACAACAGCGCUUGACGCGUGCCUCCUCAUUACCAUUACCAUUAUCAUUAACAUUCCCACAGCCAUAGAAGACCAUCUCCUGGCAGGAGCAGCAGCUGACCACCAACCGAACACCAGGAAGCAAGCUGCAACUGCAACUGGUUAUCAUCUUGCAUUUGCAUGCCACCUGAACUAGAACCUGUGACCAGCCAGCGCAGCAUGGAUGUGGAACGAAGGCGCCGGGCGAAUACGCUCGAGCGCAAGAUGCGCGAUCCGACCAGCAUCUGCAAUGUGGACUGCCUGCUGGACACGGUUUCGGCUUUGGUCAGCGACUGUGACCACGAUUCCCUGAGGCGGCUGAAGAACAUCGAGCAGUAUGCGGCCAAAUAUAAACCCCUGGCCCUGCAGAUCAACCAGCUGCGGAUGAACGUGGAGGACUUCGACUUCAUCAAGCUCAUCGGCGCCGGCGCCUUCGGAGAGGUGCAGCUGGUCCGGCACAAGUCCUCCAGCCAGGUGUACGCCAUGAAGCGGCUGUCCAAGUUCGAGAUGAUGAAGCGACCGGACUCUGCCUUCUUUUGGGAGGAGCGCCACAUCAUGGCGCACGCCAACUCCGAGUGGAUCGUUCAGCUGCACUUUGCCUUCCAGGAUGCCAAAUACCUGUACAUGGUGAUGGACUUCAUGCCCGGCGGCGAUAUAGUGUCGCUGAUGGGCGACUACGACAUACCGGAGAAGUGGGCGAUCUUCUACACGAUGGAGGUGGUGCUGGCCCUGGACACCAUACACAACAUGGGCUUCGUGCACCGCGACGUGAAGCCGGACAACAUGCUGCUCGAUAGCUAUGGCCACCUGAAGCUGGCCGACUUUGGUACCUGCAUGCGGAUGGGGGCGAAUGGUCAGGUGGUUUCGAGCAAUGCGGUGGGCACACCCGACUACAUCAGUCCCGAGGUGCUGCAGUCGCAGGGCGUGGACAAUGAGUAUGGACGCGAGUGCGACUGGUGGUCGGUGGGCAUAUUCCUGUACGAGAUGCUCUUCGGCGAGACACCGUUCUAUGCGGACUCACUGGUGGGCACCUACGGCAAGAUCAUGGAUCACAAGAACUCGCUCAGCUUUCCGCCCGAGGUGGAGAUUAGCGAACAGGCCAAGGCCCUCAUACGGGCCUUCCUCACCGAUCGAACGCAGCGAUUGGGCCGCUACGGCAUCGAGGACAUCAAGGCGCAUCCGUUCUUUCGCAACGACACCUGGUCGUUCGACAACAUACGCGAGAGUGUGCCGCCGGUGGUGCCGGAACUCUCCUCCGACGACGAUACGCGCAAUUUCGAGGACAUCGAGCGGGACGAGAAGCCGGAGGAGGUGUUCCCCGUGCCCAAGGGCUUCGAUGGCAACCACCUGCCCUUCAUUGGUUUCACCUACACGGGCGACUAUCAGCUGCUGUCCAGCGACACCGUGGAUGCCGAGUCCAAGGAGGCCAGUGUGGCGAAUAGCGGGGCGGCCAGCAAUAAUCACGGGCAUGGUCAUGGUCAUGGGCCUGGGCACAACCAUCGCCAUCGGCCGUCGAACUCCAAUGAGCUGAAGCGGCUGGAGGCGCUACUAGAGCGGGAACGUGGCCGAUCGGAGGCACUGGAGCAGCAGGACGCGGGACUGCGGCAACAGAUCGAGCUGAUAACGAAACGGGAGGCGGAGCUGCAACGGAUCGCGUCGGAGUAUGAGAAGGAUCUGGCAUUGCGGCAGCACAACUACAAGGUGGCCAUGCAGAAGGUGGAGCAGGAGAUCGAGUUGCGCAAGAAGACGGAGGCGCUGCUCGUGGAGACGCAACGCAAUCUGGAGAACGAACAGAAGACGCGGGCCCGCGACCUCAAUAUCAACGACAAGGUCAUCUCGCUGGAGAAGCAACUGCUCGAGAUGGAGCAGAGCUACAAGAGCGAAACGGAGCACACGCAAAAGCUGAAGAAGCACAAUGCCGAGCUGGGCUUCACGGUCAAGUCGCAGGAGGAGAAGGUGCGCGACAUGGUCGACAUGAUCGACACGCUGCAGAAGCACAAGGAGGAGCUGGGCCAGGAGAAUGCCGAGCUGCAGGCCCUGGUCGUCCAGGAGAAGAAUCUACGCUCGCAGCUCAAGGAGCUGCACAAGGAGGCCGAAAACAAAAUGCAGACGCUGGCCAACGACAUCGAACGGACGCUGGGGCGGGAGCAAAAGGCCCAGGAGGAUAAUCGGGCGUUGCUCGAGAAGAUCAGCGAUUUGGAGAAGGCCCACGCCGGCCUCGACUUCGAACUGAAGGCAGCCCAGGGCCGCUACCAGCAGGAGGUUAAGGCCCACCAGGAGACGGAGAAGUCACGACUCGUCUCGCGCGAGGAGGCCAAUCUGCAGGAGGUCAAAGCGCUGCAGUCGAAGCUCAACGAGGAGAAGUCCGCCCGCAUCAAGGCCGACCAGCAUUCGCAGGAGAAGGAGCGCCAGUUGAGCAUGCUCUCGGUGGACUAUCGCCAGAUCCAGCUGCGCCUGCAGAAGCUCGAGGGCGAGUGCCGCCAGGAGUCGGAGAAGGUGGCCGCUCUGCAGUCGCAGCUCGACCAGGAGCACAGCAAGCGCAAUGCCCUGCUCUCGGAGCUCAGUCUGCACAGCUCGGAGGUGGCACAUCUGCGCUCCCGCGAGAAUCAACUGCAGAAGGAACUGUCCGCCCAGCGCGAGGCGAAACGGCGCUUCGAGGAGGAUCUCACCCAGCUGAAGGGCAAUCACCACGAGGCGUUGGCCAACAAUCGGGAGCUACAGGCCCAACUGGAGGCCGAGCAGUGCUUCUCGCGGCUGUACAAGACGCAGGCGAACGAGAAUCGCGAGGAGAGCGCCGAGCGGCUGGCCAAGAUCGAGGAUUUGGAAGAGGAGCGCGUAUCGCUGAAGCAUCAGGUGCAAGUGGCCGUUGCCCGUGCCGACUCUGAGGCCUUGGCCCGUUCCAUUGCCGAGGAGACGGUGGCCGAUCUCGAAAAGGAGAAGACCAUCAAGGAGCUGGAACUGAAGGACUUUGUGAUGAAGCACCGCAACGAGAUCAAUGCCAAGGAGGCGGCCCUGGCCACGCUCAAGGAGGCAGAGAUCGAGCUGCACAAGAAGCUGUCCCAGAAGGGUGUCGAAUGCGACGAUCUCCUUCAGCAGCACAAGAAGCUACAGGAGGAGCUCACGCUGGUGAGGACCGGCAAGGACGAGGAGAUCACCAAACUGCUGGACAAGUGCAAGAACGAGGUCCUGCUCAAACAGGUGGCGGUGAACAAGCUGGCCGAGGUGAUGAACCGACGCGACUCCGACCUGCCCAAGCAAAAGAGCAAGGCCCGUUCCACCGCCGAGCUGCGCAAGAAGGAGAAGGAGAUGCGACGACUGCAGCAGGAGCUCUCGCAGGAGCGCGACAAGUACAGUCAGCUGCUGUUGAAGCACCAGGACCUGCAGCAGCUGUGCGCCGAGGAGCAGCAGCUCAAGCAGAAGAUGGUCAUGGAGAUCGAUUGCAAGGCCACCGAGAUCGAGCAUCUGCAGAGCAAGCUGAACGAGACGGCGUCGCUCUCCUCGGCGGACAACGAUCCCGAGGAUAGCCAGCACUCCUCUCUGCUCUCCCUCACACAGGACUCGGUCUUCGAGGGCUGGCUGAGUGUGCCCAACAAGCAGAAUCGGCGACGUGGCCACGGCUGGAAGCGCCAGUACGUCAUCGUCUCCUCGCGCAAGAUCAUCUUCUACAACUCGGACAUUGACAAGCACAACACCACGGAUGCCGUGCUCAUCCUGGACCUCAGUAAGGUGUACCACGUCCGAAGCGUCACUCAGGGCGAUGUCAUACGCGCCGAUGCCAAAGAGAUUCCGCGCAUCUUCCAGCUGCUGUACGCCGGCGAGGGUGCCUCCCAUCGUCCCGAUGAGCAGAGCCAGCUGGAUGUGAGCGUGCUGCACGGCAACAGCAACGAGGAGCGCCCGGGCACCAUUGUCCACAAAGGUCACGAGUUCGUCCACAUCACCUACCACAUGCCCACGGCCUGCGAGGUGUGCCCGAAGCCCUUGUGGCACAUGUUCAAGCCGCCGGCGGCUUACGAAUGCAAGAGAUGCCGCAACAAGAUUCACAAGGAGCAUGUGGACAAGCACGACCCGCUGGCGCCCUGCAAGCUGAAUCACGAUCCGCGCAGUGCCCGGGACAUGCUGCUCCUGGCGGCCACGCCCGAGGAGCAGUCGCUGUGGGUGGCACGCCUGCUGAAGCGUAUCCAAAAGAGUGGAUACAAGGCCAACUCGUCGAACAACAACAGCACUGACGGCAGCAAGAUAUCGCCCAGCCAAUCGACGCGCUCCUCCUACAAACCGUAUGCGGUGAAUGUGCAACGCUCUGCUACGCUGCCAGCAAACUCUUCGCUGAAAUGAACGCCGAACGAUCCAAUUCAAUCCGAUCCCAGAUGCCAGAUGCCACAUUUCAGAUCCCAGAUCCACAGGCACGGCAUUUGCAGCUGGAGCUUCAGCCCCAACGAAACUAAAGCUAAAUGCAAACUAUUGAUACACUGAUACAUUGAUACAGAGAGUGCAACUUGAAUGGCAACUGCAACUAUUAUCUUAAAUUAACGCUCCAAAACAUACAUGCUACAGUAAAUCAACAAAUAUUUUUUGAGUAAUUUACAAGCUAAACUAAUCUACAACUAAACUGUAACUAAAACUAAAACUUAAACUAAAACUAAAACAAAAACUAAUACUAAAAACUGUAUCUUAAAGAACAUGUAAAGCCAAUGCAACUCGUUUAACGCUUACCUAACAUCAAACUGAAUGUAGAACAGAAGUGGCAACGUCAAGCGGGUUUCAGAUAAACCAUGGAUUUGUCGCGUCGUUGUACUUUUUAUAGUAUAUAUAUAAAUAUAAAUACGAUAUGGUAUUCCAUGGCUUGCUAUUGUAUUCUGUCACCGCGCUCAGCACAACGAUGAGAGCUGUACUUAGUUAAGUGAAUCGUAUCCAUGUCGCAGAAAGGGAGAACGUUUGAAGGAGUUUAAAUCUUGAUGCCUUGUAAGAACUUUUUUUUUUUCUCGAUAUAUAAGCAUAAACUUAUAUACAUACUUGUUGUUGUUGUUGUUGUUGUGUAGCGAAUACGAUUGGCCAAACGUUGUUCUUAGAAAAUAACAAAUAAUUGCAAAUGAACACAGCUAUACAUUAUAUUCGUAGAUAUAUAGAGAUAUAUCAUAUCGUGUAAGCCACAAGCCAGCCAACAACAAAAACGAAUCGAGCAACCGACAAACCAGAACUAAGUUAAAGCCACUUUACAAAGCUUUAACUUGUAUUCCAUUAAAUGAGGACUCUUUUUUACAUAAAUAUUAUAUAGAUUUACGUGUACAAGAAGAAGAUGUGAAUGUCAAUCAGUUACUUAAAAGGCAAACUAAAUAUACUGUCCUGUUUCAGUUUCCAGUUCCGAUUCCAAAUCGCUGUUUUAGCACUCGGAAUAAUUGCAUUCGAAGUCGUUAGCUAAAAUCAUUUUGUCUCAGAGGCAAAAGCGAAAGUAAACGGUUCCAAAUUGUAUGUUUUCCCUUUGUAAAAGAUUUGUUGCGAACCGGAAACGGAAACGGUAACGGAAUAAAGUGUCUCUAGCCAUGGACAGAGCGAAACAUGAAUCGAAACUAAACUAAACUAAACUAAACUAAAAAUAAAGUAAAGAGUAAAGAGUAAAGUACACCUAACUAUACGAAAUGAAAGAUGCGACACAGAGUUGUGUUCUAAAGGCUACGUCUAAGUAUUAAAUAUCCAAUAUGUUCUAGUUGUAAGCUAAGCAAAUUAUUUAUUUGUAUCGGCAACGGAAACGAAAAUGAAAUCGAAAUCGAAAACAAAAACAAAAACAAAAACAAAAACGAAAACAUAAACGGCAGCAGCAGCUUAGCACUCUCCAAUUUGUAUGAUUUGUAUUCCAUUAAUGUUGAUUUUACUUAUGAUUUCGAACCCGUUUUGUGUUUUGUAAUUUGAGUAGUUUGUUUUUACAGAUUGUGUACAGAGUGUGAGGCGCCAGCGAAUCGCAUUUAAAAGUAACGAUAAUAGCAACAUUGCUGGCUUCAAUUAUCGGUAGUCGGUUAUUGUUUAUCGCUAAUAGUCUAUCGAUAGGCGCAAAACAGCCGCAAAGUUCGGACUUUGAUUUUGUAAUCGAAGCGCUGCUUUCAUUUUACUUUGUAUUUUAUUUGCACUAUUAUUAUGAUGAUCAUUCGUAUUACGUUUAUGUUUAAUUGUACUCUUUAGUUUAACCGCGUCUGCAAUUGCAUUUGUCCUCGAAUCUUAUCGACUGGCAUCCAAAUGGCAUUGCAAACGUUAAGCAAAUAAAAUGAUAAUGUGUAUAAAAUCAGUA
Molecule: messenger RNA, 7178 nt
Organism: Drosophila elegans
Lineage: Eukaryota; Metazoa; Arthropoda; Insecta; Diptera; Drosophilidae
Product: rho-associated protein kinase 1
Exons: 11
Coding region: 1043-5233 (1396 amino acids)
Biological process (GO): cortical actin cytoskeleton organization; peptidyl-threonine phosphorylation; embryonic morphogenesis
Cellular component (GO): cytoskeleton; cytoplasm
Molecular function (GO): ATP binding; Rho-dependent protein serine/threonine kinase activity; small GTPase binding
Source: RefSeq, a predicted model, not a curated record